Messenger RNA from Peromyscus californicus insignis, 1100 nucleotides. RefSeq names its product Josephin domain containing 2 (gene Josd2). The record is from RefSeq and is a predicted model, not a curated record. Gene Ontology annotation, molecular function: cysteine-type deubiquitinase activity. Lineage: Eukaryota; Metazoa; Chordata; Mammalia; Rodentia; Cricetidae. The transcript is spliced from 6 exons. Gene Ontology annotation, biological process: protein deubiquitination. Bases 392 to 958 code for a protein of 188 amino acids.
AGAGAGCCCUGGGGGUUGCACGAAAACUGGCUGCGUGGUCCGAUGGGAAAUGUAGUUCCGCGCUGCAGAGCGUCCCCGGAGGACUUCCGGAUUGCGCGUCCAGAAUAGGCGCCCCGUGGAGGCCUUCGGGAAUCGCAGUCCUGAGCGCGCAGGUCUCCGGGAGCUGUAGUCCGUCCCUCCUGCCCAGUCAGCGUGGUACCACCCGGCCGCUGCCCAAGGAAUGCGAAAGCGGCCGGUCCCAGCGAGCAGAGAGGCCGAAGGGGUGACAGGAGGAGAGAACCCUGGUUAUUGACGAGGGGAAGUCUUCCGUUGCUAGGCGACCAGAAGAGACCCUGUUACCCAGAGACGGUGAAGGAGGAGUCCUCCAUUGCUAGCAGGAGCCGAGGAGGGCAUGUCUCAGGCCCCGGAAGCGCGGCCGAGCCCACCCUCAGUGUACCACGAGCGGCAGCGGCUGGAGCUGUGCGCCGUCCACGCUCUCAACAACGUCCUCCAACAGCAGCUCUUUAGCCAGGAGGCUGCAGACGAAAUCUGCAAGAGGCUAGCCCCAGACUCCCGGCUGAACCCCCAUCGCAGCCUCCUGGGCACCGGCAACUAUGAUGUCAACGUGAUCAUGGCUGCCCUGCAGGGCCUGGGCCUGGCCGCUGUGUGGUGGGACAGGAGAAGACCGCUGUCCCAGUUGGCCCUGCCCCAGGUGCUAGGCCUGAUCCUGAACCUACCCUCUCCUGUGUCACUGGGGCUGCUGUCCCUGCCACUGCGCCGUCGGCACUGGGUGGCCCUGCGCCAGGUGGAUGGUAUCUACUAUAACCUGGACUCAAAGCUUCGGGCACCUGAGGCGCUGGGGGACGAGGAUGGCGUCAGGGCCUUCCUGGCAGCUGCCCUGGCCCAAGGCCUGUGUGAGGUGCUAUUGGUGGUGACCAAGGAGGUGGAGGAGACCGGCUGCUGGCUGCACACAAGCUGACCCACUGCCUGUGAACAGCUGCCUGCUGCCACAGCCCUGAGUAUCCAGUGCCUGCAACUCCAGGCCCCGGGAGGCCUGCGCCCUGCCCUAGGGUCCCCACUCCCCCAACCACUGCUGCCUCAAUAAAUCUGCUCUUUUGCUA